Molecule: messenger RNA, 3467 nt
Organism: Seriola aureovittata
Lineage: Eukaryota; Metazoa; Chordata; Actinopteri; Carangiformes; Carangidae
Gene: ppig
Product: peptidylprolyl isomerase G (cyclophilin G)
Exons: 13
Coding region: 123-2264 (713 amino acids)
Biological process (GO): protein folding; protein peptidyl-prolyl isomerization
Cellular component (GO): nucleus
Molecular function (GO): peptidyl-prolyl cis-trans isomerase activity
Source: RefSeq, a predicted model, not a curated record
CCAUCUUUAGAAACAGUGAGCUCAACACUGAAUGAAACUUAAUUUUCGUCGUUUGUUAAGAGCUGCUCGCCUUUUGGAAUAAUAUUCUUGUCUUUCCAGGUGUUGGAUCAGUGGAGGUGAUCAUGGGGAUCAAGGUUCAGCGCCCUCGGUGCUUCCUUGACAUUGGAAUCAGUAAUGUGCUCGUUGGCAGAGUUGUGGUGGAGUUGUUUUCAGACAUCUGUCCCAAAACAUGUGAAAACUUCAGAUGCCUCUGCACAGGUGAGAAAGGCAUUGGUAAAGGAACUCAGAAACCCCUGCACUACAAAGGAUGUCUGUUCCAUCGAGUUGUAAAAGACUUCAUGAUUCAAGGAGGAGACUUCAGUGAAGGCAAUGGAAGAGGAGGGGAAUCCAUCUAUGGAGGCUUUUUUGAAGAUGAAAGCUUUGCUGUUAAACACAACAAGGAGUACCUGCUGUCUAUGGCCAAUAGGGGCAAAGAUACAAAUGGAUCCCAGUUUUUCAUAACGACAAAACCCUCACCACAUCUGGAUGGUGUCCAUGUGGUUUUUGGUCAUGUGAUCUCUGGCCAAGAGGUUGUUCAAACCAUGGAGAACCAGAAAACGGAUCAUAACAGCAAACCAUAUGCUGACGUAAAAGUUUUAAACUGUGGCGAGCUGGUUCCUAAAUCUAAAGCAAAGAAGGAAGGAAAAAAGAGGGAGCGAGCAUCCUCCAGUUCCAGCAGUAGCUCCAGCAACUCUGAAAGCUCCUCAGAUUCCUCCUCUGAUUCUGAAGAAUCUGAGAAAGAAUCCAAGAAGCGGAAAAAGAAGGCAAAAAAACUGAAAAAGAAACAGAAGAAGAAGGACAAGAAAAGGUCAGAGGCGGAAAGUGCUGAGGAGAAAGAACAAGAGGAGGUGGUUACAUCUACUGUACGUCCUGAAGAAAUACCGCCCAUCCCAGAGAACCGAUUCCUCAUGAGGAGAAGUCCCCAGGCAGUCCAGAAGUCAGUGGGGGAGGCUGAAAAGGAUCAGAGAAAUAAAGAGGAAAGGCCAAGAGAGAGUACUGGCAUAACAUAUAAUUCACAGUCAGCAUAUCAUAGAAGACUGGUGAUGACACGAUCUGGCAGGAAGAUAAAAGGCAGAGGUCCAAGGAGGUACCGGACUCCGUCACGCUCUCGUUCAAGGUCCAGGGAUCGUUUUCGGCGCAGUGAAACUCCUCCACACUGGCGUCAGGAGCUGCAGAGACAGAGGAUGAGGGCAGUCACUGGAGAGCGCUGGAUUAAGGGUGACAGAGGUGACAUGAAUGACGCCAAGGACGAGGCUGCUAAAGCUCCAAGAAGAGAGAGACGAGCCUCCAGCACAAAGCAUGAAAAAACAGCUGAGGGUAAAAAAGACAAGAAAACUCGGUCACAUAGAUCCAAAAGCAAAGAGGAGGAUGCUGUAGAGAAGGAUGAGAAGCAUAGCAAACACACAGCAAAGAAACGAGAUAAAUCUCAGAGUCGCAGUAAAAGCAGAGAAAAGAGCAGAGAAAAGAGCAGAAGGUCAAAAAGCAGAGAUAAAAGUCACAACCCCAAACGUGAUGAGAGGAGAGGUCGCUCGAGGAGCAAAGACCGCAAUAUUAAUAAGAAAGAAAAGGAAUCGGAGUCUGAUCACAGUAAAGAUAGAAAUAAGCGCCAUGAGUCUGAGAAAAAGCAUAAAGAGGACACAAAAGGAAGAAAUGGUGAAAGAACUAGAACAAAGUCAAAAAGCAAAGAAAGAACAACCACAAAAGAUGGGCGCAGAUCAAGCAGCAGAAACAGGGAUAGAGGUGGAACUGCAGCAUCGAAAGACAAAGAAAAACGAGAAAAAGACAGGGAGAGGGGCAGGGAACGUAGCAGGAGUCAGGAAAGACGAUGCAACAGUGAAAGGGAGAAUAAGAGGCGAGGAACGUCCAGGGAUAAGGAACAUCGAACAAGAAGUCCAGACAGAAAUAAAACCAGAGACUCGCACAGAAGCAGGCGCUCCAGAAGUAAGAGUAAUAAGAGAGACCACAGCAAAGAUCGAUCAUCUCAUAGAAAAGACAGAGAAGCCGGCAACCAAAGGAGAAGACGUAGUAGCAGUUCUGAUAGUGACAGAAAUGAUAAAAGGAAAAGUCAAAAGAGCCCAGAUUCCAAAAGAAGAGCUAAUAGUCCCUCCAAAUCCAAAGACAGAAGAAGUCCAGCAAGACCAAGACCAGAUAGUACAAAAGGCAAAGACAAAAAUGACAGCAAGAGGAAUAAAUCAAGCUCUAGCUCCAGCUCUGACAGUGACUGAGCCUGUAAUGGUGUCCUAAAGGAAUAAAUUGGGAUUUUGUCCCUCUUUUAUACCUACUACACACGUAAUAUGCAGCAACAGCUUCUUAUCUAGAGUUGGACAUAUUAACAUUCCUCAUUCAGUGCAAAAAAAAAAAAAACCCACAUCACAGUUCAGCCAAAGCUAACGUGAAUGUACCAAAGUCUGUCAAAGGUCAUUUCUGAAACAAUUCACACCGAUAACACAGAUAAGAAAUUACAACAGAUGUUUGAAGUCAUGAUUGAACGGAGACAAAGCUGUAAAGCAGUAAACGAGGGAGAGACAGUGGCGUAGAGCAGAGCAGUAAACAAAAACCACUGUUAACAUUUAACUUAAAUCUGCAAUUACAAACUCUGUAGCAUCACGUGAGCUUUGGCCAAACUGUGGACUGCAUUUGGGCUCUGAAUGGGGAUUGUGGAUUUGUUCCCCAUUAACUGUGUUGCAUUGUUGAUGGGUAGCUGAAGCUGCAUAGUCAGAUUAGAGAAAAGGAUUUGUAACUGAAAAAAAAUUCACUGACGUUGUAUACUGCAUUAGCAGUAAGUAUAAAAGUACCAGGUUUUCUUUUAAUUGUACAUGACCAGCUGAAGUCAGUUUGAAGGCAGUUUUUUUUUUUUUGGAUUGUUUGGUAAAUUAUAUUUUGGCUUAAUAGCUCCAAUUUCAGAUUGUUUGUUUAAAAAAUGAAGAAAAAGAAAAAAAAGUAAGAUUUUACAGCAACAGAUUCUCUCUUCUUAAAAGUCUUUUCCCCUGAGGAGGUUUUCUACCGAAAUUUGUUUUAAUAUUAUUUAACACAGUUGGUUUUUGGGGAUAAGGACUGCUUAUAACUUUGGCAAAGUCUGAUGUUGACUCAAUUAUUUUUACAACAACAAUCAGUCUGUAAGAGAGAACUUGAGAAAAGAAAAGAAUUUCUUGCAUGCAUGCUCAUCCCUGGCAUUGUUAGAUGAAACAUGUACAUUGUGACUUUUUUUGUACAUCCACAACCUUACUGUAAUCCUGUGUUUUGCGAUACCUCUGGAUUGUUUUUGUGUUUGUUUUUUUUUGUUGUUUUUUUUGAAAGAAUUAAUGUCACUGUCACACUGUAAGUACAACAUAAAAUCAAUUUGUAUAAAUUGUGUUUUGUGGAAGUUGGUUUUGAAAAGAACUCAACUACAGUGUAGAAUGAAUUAAAAUGCUCAAUUUGGAUUUUAA